Drosophila obscura is the source of this 2131-nucleotide messenger RNA. Its product is annotated as glutathione hydrolase 1 proenzyme. Gene Ontology annotation, molecular function: glutathione gamma-glutamate hydrolase. Gene Ontology annotation, cellular component: plasma membrane. Lineage: Eukaryota; Metazoa; Arthropoda; Insecta; Diptera; Drosophilidae. Gene Ontology annotation, biological process: glutathione catabolic process. Bases 172 to 1959 code for a protein of 595 amino acids. The record is from RefSeq and is a predicted model, not a curated record. The transcript is spliced from 5 exons.
CUUCUCUAGGUCACACACCCUGCGCUGGACGGCAAUGGAUGGACACACCUCCUUGUGCUAGGACACCUUGUUACCUGGCUUUUGAAAUGCAAGGAUGUUAUUAUUACUCACACCUUUGGAUAACGAUGAUACGCGAUAAAAUUGCAAGAGAUUAAAAUAUAUUUAUUGGAAAUGUAUAUAAGCAUAUCCGUAGGCAGCUUCAUAUCGCUGAUAGUUGGCGUCCUGAUUGCAAUAUAUCUGUACAGGCUGCUGGAGAAGGAUGUUUCCCAAAAAGUGAGCAGAAAGCCACAGAAUCCGGAGUAUCCGCUGCCGCCCUCCCACUCACCACUGCAUGAGUUUCCGCGCGCUGGCGUCUGCACCGACAACGAUGUCUGCGGUCUUAUGGCCAGGAAGGCCCUGGAGGAUGGUGGUAGCGUUGUGGAUGCCGCAUUGUCGGCUCUGCUGUGCAACGGUCUCAUCGGCAUGCAGAGCAUGGGCCUUGGCGGUGGCAUGUUGAUGAAAAUUUAUAUACACGAAGAGCGAAAAUCGUACAGCAUUUGUGCCCGCGAAAUAUCACCCAUGUCCCUGCGUGCCGAGAACUUUUCCAUCUUCCGGGACGAGCAGGAGUUUAAGCAGUCCAGCUGGUCGAUUGCGGUGCCCACCGAACUGGCUGGCUAUGCCCUGGCCCAUCAGCGAUUUGGCCGACUGCCCUGGGCGGAGCUGGUGAAGCCAACGCUGGGGCUGUGCCACACCGGCUAUCGCCUGUACAAGCAUCAAUACGAUGCCCUUGCCCUCAACCGGGACAUGAUCAAGGGCGAUCAGCUGCUGCGGAAAAUGUUCAUCGAUCCCAAGAGCGAUGACUUUUGGCCCAUUGGCCAUUACAUUCAGCCGCCUGGCCAACUGUGCGACACCUAUGAGCGGCUGGCCAUGGAUGGACCGUACAGCUUCUACAACGGAUCCCUUGCCGAGGAUCUGCUGGCCGACCUGAGUGACAUGGGCAGUGCUAUAAGCAAGGAGGACCUUAACCGCGCCGAUGCCAAGAUCAGCGAGGCCCUGGUGUUGCCCCUGGACGAAUACGAUUUGCAUUUGACGCCCUUGCCAGGCAGUGGCCAUGUCCUGGGCCUUAUAAUGAGCAUUUUGCGACACUUUCGCCGGGACUUUGCACGCACCAACGACAUGGGACCCCUGGAGGUGCAUCGUAUGAUUGAGGCCAUGAAAUUUGGCUUUGUCAAGCGCUGGCAACUGGACGAGGCGGCCGAUGAGCAGGUGAGUGAGCAGCUACUGCGAACCAUGACCAGCUCCAAGUUGUCCGCGACCAUGGCCGAGGAAAUCGAUGACUCGAUGACGUUCAAUAGCCCCCGGUCGUAUGGGGCGCCGGCGGAGAUACGUGUGCGAGAGGAGCACGGUACGGCCCACACAUCGGUGCUGCAUGACAACGAUGCCGUUUCGGUUACCAGCACCAUCAACUUUUAUUUUGGCAGCGGACGCACAGGAAAGCGUACAGGUGUGCUCUUCAACAAUGCCAUGUCUGAUUUCUCCAUCAAGCAGCUGAGGAACUACUUUGACCUACCCUUCGUGCCGGGCAAGAACAGGGUGACGCCCUCCGCCCGGCCCAUGUCCUCCAUGAGCCCGCUCAUUGUCACGGAGCGGUCGACGGGCCAGGUGCGGCUGGUUGUGGGUGCCGCCGGUGGCACCAAAAUCAUCUCCUCUCUCGUCCCGCUGCUUGUGCGGAUACUUUGGCAGCAGGCGAACAUUAAAUAUGCCAUUGAUGCCAGUCGCAUCCACCAUCAGAUGCUGCCCAAUGUGCUGCUGUACGAGUACGGUCUGCUGGAUGGCUAUGUGAAGAGCCUGGAGACCAGGGGGCAUGUGUGCGAACGCUAUCUGAAUCGCGGCUCUGUGAUAUGCGGCAUAACCCAAAAGAAUGGUACCAUUCUGGUUAAUUCUGACUAUCGUAAGCCUGGUGGAGUCACUGGAUUCUAACUUUGGGGUGUUCCGCCGCGUUCCUACAUUCGACACUACAUGGAACAUGCAGAGAUAGCACGGAGUCGUAGUGAAGUGUACCAUGGCACAUCUACACCACAAUACAUGCUACAUAGAACACGUAAGUGUACCUGUAAAAUACACAUAGAACUACCCGCUCAUGCAGCGGCUA